Molecule: messenger RNA, 684 nt
Organism: Schistocerca americana (American grasshopper)
Lineage: Eukaryota; Metazoa; Arthropoda; Insecta; Orthoptera; Acrididae
Product: cuticle protein 18.6-like
Exons: 2
Coding region: 17-625 (202 amino acids)
Cellular component (GO): extracellular matrix
Source: RefSeq, a predicted model, not a curated record
CAGCAGCGGCAGCAACAUGGUGUGCAAGUUGAUCGUCCUGUCCGUGGUGGUGGCCGUGGCAAGCGCCGGCUACCUGGGCGCCCCCGCCGUCUACGCCCCCGGUGCACCUCUGGCAGCCCGCGCAUAUGCUGCUCCCGCCUACACCGCCCCCAUCGCUCGUUACGCCGCCCCCGUCGCUAGGGCCUACGCCGCUCCCGUAGCCAGGGCCUACGCCCCAGCUGUCGCCGCCGCCCCCGCCGCCGUUGCUGCUGAGUACGACCCGCACCCCGAGUACAGCUUUGCGUACAACGUGCAGGACGCCCUCACCGGUGACUCCAAGACCCAGCACGAGAGCCGCAGCGGUGACGUCGUCCAGGGCAGCUACAGCCUGGCCGAACCCGACGGCUCCAUCCGCACCGUCGACUACACGGCUGACCCCGUCAACGGCUUCAACGCCGUCGUGCACAAAGAGGCCGGCGCCCACCCCGCCGCCGCCGCCCCCGUCGCCGUCGCCCACGCCCCCGUGGCCGUCGCCGCCCCCGCCAGGGCUUACGCCGCUCCCAUUGCCAGGGCUGCCUACGCCGCCCCCAUCGCUAGGGCUGCCUACGCCCCCGCCCUGGCCUACGGUGGUGCCUACCACGGUUAAGGACUGACAUGGACCAACCAAUCUCUCACUCUCAUUUUGUACAAAUACCUGUACCCAUU